AUGCCAAACGUCCUAGUACUGUCCUUCGAAGGUUUCUCCUUCUCUUCCCGCCAGCUCUACGAGCAACUCCUGCCCAAGCUGCUCUCCCGCGCUGCCAUACAUGAGUCUCUCACGAUACAGGAUGCUAUGAACUACAUUCUCUCCGGCUGGCCCAAUGUGAUCCUCGUGACUGAUCCGGUGAUUGCCGAAGAAAGUGAAGAGUCACAGAGACUUCUGGAGGCCGUGGCAGACUACACCAAGCACCACAGCUGCACAACCAUUCUGAUGGGGUUCUUUGUUGCAGCCAUAGAAACGGAGACGCUCGACUACAUCUUCAAGCACCACUUCAAUCUCAAGUGGAAAGCAUUGCCCGAGGAACCUAGCACCCACGAGGCGAGGAUUCACGCUUCUGAUCAGUCCCUGCUGCGGACAACGACGCUGGUCCCCAAGUUGGUGGCGAAUGCGGCGUGGUUGACAGGGGUGGCGCCGCCACAGGCGACCUACUUUGGGCCGAUUGAGAGAGGCAUAGCGUAUGCUGCUUUUACGAGAGUCGGCCUGGGAAAGCUGGGAUAUAUAGGGGACACGGGAUUUGGGGAUGAACCGGAGCGGUUAGUGCUAGCGAUGUGCCAUCUGGACCGGCCGGAGGAUCGCAUAAUGCAUGAUGAGGAUUUUGAGAAGUAG
Molecule: messenger RNA, 660 nt
Organism: Paraphaeosphaeria sporulosa
Lineage: Eukaryota; Fungi; Ascomycota; Dothideomycetes; Pleosporales; Didymosphaeriaceae
Exons: 2
Coding region: 1-660 (219 amino acids)
Source: RefSeq, a predicted model, not a curated record